AUGGAAUCAAAUAAUACCAAUAGUAGUUUAAAUGUAUCAUCUUUGAAUAAAGUUCCACAACAAUUGUCAGCUGCUAUAAAACAACAGCAACAGCAACAGCAACAACCACAAAAACAACAACCACAAUCAACUGUAAAACCACCAAAAGUACUCAAACCACUUUGUCUCAAUGGAACUAAAAUCGAUUUUCCAGUUGCAGCAUUGAAAUCCUUUAUGGAUGGACCUUACGAACCAUUUUUAGAUCAUCUCAGAAAUAUGUUUAAUCAACCGACAUUCUCGAUUUUGUCGGACGGUGGUGAUUUGAAUUCUCGCCGUAGAAACGCAUCCAUGAAAUGCAAAGCUUUCCUCGAGCAAUCGGGAAUUGCCUACAAAGAUAUCAAGUCAGAGAUUGGACGUCUAAUGGCACCGGCUGUCGUAAUCGGAAUGCUUUGUGACUUCUCUGCCAGUGUAAAGAUGGGUGUGCACGUCUGGCUUUACGGUGGAUCGAUUGCUCAUCUCGGUACUGCCAAACACCAGGAGUUCUACAAUGAUUCCGUCCGUAAAUUCGAAGCACCAGGUUGUUUUGCCAUGACAGAACUCGGACAUGGAUCGAAUAUCCGUUCACUCGAGACCAUUGCAACUUACAACCACGCCCGUCGAUCUUUUGUAAUCCAAACUCCAACCGCAUCGGCACGUAAGGUAUUUUUAGGAAAUUCAGGUGAGGCACAAUUCGCAGUGGUUUUUGCUAGAUUAUUGAUGCCAUCUCAUGCCGGACAACAAGCUCAGGAUCAUGGACUCCACGGAUUCGCAGUGAGAAUUCGUGAUACCAAUAAGAGUUUAUUCAGAGGUGUAAACUGGUCGGAUUGCGGCGAAAAGAUGGGUUUGAAUGGAACUGACAAUGGAUAUCUUUGGUUCGAUCAAUUCGAAGUUCCUUAUGAUGCACUUUUGGAUGCUCAUGGAUCGAUCGACGUCAACGGUGUCUACACCAGCAUUCACAAGAACCAAGGAAAGCGUUUCACAGCCAUGUUAUCAGCUCUCUUCUACACUCGUUUAGCUGUUAGUGGUGGAUGUGUAGGUGCAUCACAAGCUGCAUUAUCCAUUGCAAUUAAUUAUGCAUUCCAGAGAAGACAAUUUGGAUUACCACAACAACCAGAAGAAUUAUUGAUUCACUAUUCAACUCAUCAAUCUAGAUUGAUGCCAUCUUUGGCAGGUUCUGUGAUUAUGGGUGUUGUUCAGAUGUAUAUUGAAGAGCGUUGGGCAAAGGUAUCGGCUGUGGAUCAACGUGAAGUAGAAACAUUGAUUUGUGGAUUCAAGGCAUUCUCGACAUGGGAAUCGGUUAAUGCACUCCAAAACGCAAGAGAGUGUUCCGGUGGUCAAGGUUACCUCGCCAGUAAUAUUAUUGCUUUGUUGCGUAUCGAUGCUGAUGUCAUGUUGACACUCGAGGGUGACAACACCGUACUCUGCCAACAGGUUGCCAAAGACCUGAUUACCGACAUGCAAAAGAAAGGUGCAUUUGGAUUCCUCAUGAAUAACAUCACCGAAGAGAUGGCAACCUAUUUCAGCAGUGGCGAUAUCUUGUCGCCGGAGUUCUUGAUCUACGUACUGGGAUACCGUGAGUCACGUCUCUGUCGUAUGGCAGCGAUGCGUCUCAGAAAGAUGGCAAAGCUACACGGUGGUUUCAGUGCAUGGAACAAAUGUCUUGACCAUUUGAUCAUCUUGGCGAAAGCACAUGUCGAACGUCGUAUCAUUGAGAUCUUCUACCAACGUAUGUUGGCCAAUGCUAAACCAGAGAUUGCCGGUAUACUCAAGUUGAUUCUCACCACCUAUGCACUCUACUUGAUCGAUCGUAGCCGUGGAUUCUACAUUGAACACUCGAUCAUCAGCAAAAAGCGAUGCAAGCAGAUCAAGAACACUCUGGUACGUCUAUGCGAAGACAUGACAGUAAACUCAAAGGAUAUCAUACAAUCAUUUGGUGUUCCAAAACAAUUCCAAAAUGUUCCAAUGUUGAAUUCAAAGUUUUAA
Heterostelium album PN500 is the source of this 2001-nucleotide messenger RNA. RefSeq lists its product as uncharacterized. Gene Ontology annotation, cellular component: peroxisome. Gene Ontology annotation, molecular function: acyl-CoA oxidase activity; FAD binding; fatty acid binding. The record is from RefSeq and is a predicted model, not a curated record. The transcript has 2 exons. NCBI's taxonomy places the organism in Eukaryota, Evosea, Eumycetozoa, Acytosteliales, Acytosteliaceae. Gene Ontology annotation, biological process: lipid homeostasis; fatty acid beta-oxidation using acyl-CoA oxidase. Bases 1 to 2001 code for a protein of 666 amino acids.